AUGAAUGUUGAAAUGGAAGCUUUGAAUAAGAAUGAAACUUGGGAUUUUGUCCCUUUGCUAAGAGGGAAGAAAGCUGUUGAGUGCAUAUGGGGGUUUACUUUGAGUUAUAAGGUUGACGGUUCCACUGACCGUUACAAUGCUAGAUUGGUAGCAAAAAGUUAUACUCAGACCUAUGAAGUAGAUUACUUGGAGACCCUUCCUCCACUUGCAAAGUUCAAUACUAUGCAUGGACUCUUGUCCUUGGGUGCUAAUCGUGACUUACCCUUGUUGCAGUUUGAUGUCAAAAUUUUGUUUCUACAUGGUGAUCGCAAGGAAGAAUUAUACAUGGAUAUUCCUUUUUUUAUUCCUGUAACCUCCAAGAAGGGUGUUGUGUGUAAGCUGCAGAAAUCCUUAUAUAGAUUAAAGCAGUCUCCAAGAGCAUGGUUUGGGAGGUUUGCUGCGUCGAUGAAGAAAUUUGGGUAUGUACAGAGUAACUCGGACUAUACUUUGUUUCAAAAGCGUCAUAAAGGCAAAUUGACAACUUUAAUUAUUUAUGUUGAUGAUAUGAUUGUGACUGGAAAUGAUCAGGCAGAAAUGCAAAAUCUUCAGAAGUAUCUGGCUUUCGAGUUUGAGAUGAGGUCAUUGGGUGACUUGAAAUACUUUCUUGGGAUUGAAGUUUCCAUAUUUAAGCAUGAGACUGGAAUGUUGGAUUGUAAACCAAUUGAUACCACUAAUGAACAAAAUCAUAAGUUGAGGUUAUAUCCUAAUUAA
Messenger RNA from Prunus armeniaca (apricot), 750 nucleotides. The record is from the annotation of a GenBank genome assembly. NCBI's taxonomy places the organism in Eukaryota, Viridiplantae, Streptophyta, Magnoliopsida, Rosales, Rosaceae.